AUGACGCGCGUCGCGACGCCGACGCGCGUCGCGACGCCGGCGCGCGACGCGACGAAACGAACGACGCGAUGCCGAUGGCUGACGCGACCGCGCGACGACGACGCGCGACGACGCGUCGCGACGAACGCGGGGAACGGACGGUUCAUCGUGGGAGGAAAUUGGAAGUGUAACGGCACGCGCGCGUCGGUGAAGACGCUGAUCGAGGAGCUGAACGCGGGAGAGCUGAGGGACGUGGACGUCGUCGUGGCGCCGCCGUUUUUGUUCUUGGACGAGGCGACGGAGACGUUGAAGGCGCCGUACGAGGUCGCGGCGCAGAAUUGCUGGGUCGAGCCGGGUUUGGUGGAUCCGACGCAUCAUUACGAUAGCGAUACGGGGGCGUUCACGGGGGAGGUGAGCGCGGAGAUGUUGGAGGAUUUACGAAUUCCUUGGGUGAUUCUCGGGCACAGCGAACGGAGAAAUCUCUUCAACGAAUCGAACGAGUUCGUGGGGAAGAAGGUGGCGCACGCGCGGUUUCACGGCUUGUCCGUGAUCGUGUGCGUCGGAGAAACGCUGGAGGAGCGAGAGAGCGGAAAGACGAUGGAUGUGAUUUUCGCUCAGCUCAAAGCCGUGGCGACGGAGAUCGACGACAAGGAGCACUCCAGCUGGGGAUCGCAAGUCGUCAUCGCGUACGAGCCGAUUUGGGCGAUCGGGACUGGCAAGGUGGCCACGCCCGAGCAAGUUCAAGACGUGCACGCGAAGAUUCGUCAGUGGCUGGCGGAUAACGUCAGCGAAGAGGUGGCCAAGGCGACGCGCAUUCAGUACGGGGGGUCGGUCAACGCCGGCAACUGCUCCGAAUUGGCUCGUCUGAGCGAUAUCGACGGGUUCUUGGUCGGCGGCGCGUCGCUCAAGGGUGACGAUUUCGUGAAGAUUUGCAACACGAGCGCGGUGCACUACAAGGCAAUCGGACGCAAGCCCAGAUCUGGCUCGGUCGUGACGUACUCGUUCGACGAAGACGGCGAGCUCCUCGAGACGAAGUAA
Ostreococcus lucimarinus CCE9901 is the source of this 1017-nucleotide messenger RNA. RefSeq lists its product with no specific name. The transcript has a single exon. Gene Ontology annotation, biological process: glycolytic process; gluconeogenesis; glyceraldehyde-3-phosphate biosynthetic process. Gene Ontology annotation, molecular function: triose-phosphate isomerase activity. The coding region runs from base 1 to 1017 and encodes 338 amino acids. Lineage: Eukaryota; Viridiplantae; Chlorophyta; Mamiellophyceae; Mamiellales; Bathycoccaceae. The record is from RefSeq and is a predicted model, not a curated record. Gene Ontology annotation, cellular component: cytosol.